Dendronephthya gigantea is the source of this 1519-nucleotide messenger RNA. RefSeq lists its product as uncharacterized. The record is from RefSeq and is a predicted model, not a curated record. The annotation marks the transcript as partial. Gene Ontology annotation, cellular component: membrane. The transcript is spliced from 5 exons. Gene Ontology annotation, molecular function: wide pore channel activity. Lineage: Eukaryota; Metazoa; Cnidaria; Anthozoa; Malacalcyonacea; Nephtheidae.
UCUAUUAUUAUUAUAAUGACAACAAUUGUUAUGAUGAAUACCUCGGCUUAUUUAUAUGUAAAUUUAUCAAAUGUGUUCUGUUAAACUUCCUGUGCGAACCGAAAGUGAACUGUUUAGAACAAUUGCAACUACAUUACCGACGGUAUUAUAUGGAGUCAAGUCAGCUAACCAACAAGUUUUAACACCUGGCAAACCAGAUUUAACAUCACUGAAGUCAAGUUUUAAUGAAAGAGCUAUGCCGAAAAUCAAUUAUUGCCCCUUUCCUGUUGUUGCUAUUGGCAUUACAUUGAUUCUCAGAUGUGAUAAUCUUCUAGCUUCAGAAGAUCAUUGGCCAUCGGGAAGUUACAGCCUUCCUAAACCAAAAUCAGGUUGCCCAAAAUUUUGGAAAGAAGGAUGGUUACGUCAGGACGUUGAGGAUGAUGCAAAAUCAAUCAAAAGUGAAUUUUCUCCGAAUUUUCACAUGGAUGCAUAUCUAGUAGAACAUGGUCCCGGACAUAUUGAUAGAGGAUUUUGCACCAAGUUUCACAAUAGUUUCGACACGCAUAAACUCAUCCCGUGGCCGAAAGGUUCUUAUUGCAUAUACAGAAUAAACGGCUUUUGCCCGAACGGCAUGGUGGGCGGAUCAAUAUUAUGGGAUGACGAGGACAAUUUGAAUGCCAAUCAUCGAAAAGGCUAUCUCCCUGAUUUGAAUGUUUUUUAUGGAAAUACCCAAUUAUACUACUGCUGUCAAAAUAAAGGGAAAUGGUAUAACUCUAUUCAAUUGCCAACUAGAAAGCCUUUCUAUCUUUUACCUUAUGGUUCACGAAACUGUCAACGUGUAAUUGGAGCUGUUAGUUCUUUGGAAUACAUCGUAUAUGACACUGAAGAUUUUUUAAACGCAGAUCAUUUUAAAGGGCAUCAUGUGUUCUCUGAUAAAAAGAAAAGCUUACCGAGAAUAUAUUAUUGCUAUUAUAAAGGUUGUCAAUACAAAUUACGAAAUGAUAAUGGCUCUUUUGGAUUUCCACAAUCUCCUUUCGCGGAUAUUUAUCCAGAUUUUCAGAUCUGUUCUUGGUCAAUUACAGUCAAUGUAUCUCUAGGAAUUUCACUGAGGUUUCAAACCCUUCACGUUCCUGAUUGUAAUCACAAUUCUUUGGAUAUUUAUAACGGAUCAGAAUUUUUAGCAAGAUUUUGUGGCGAGAAUGCCACUUCAGGAGCUAAGUUGAUUUCAAAUGCAAAUCACUUAAACAUUGUUCUUAAGUCUGGAGACAACUCUGCGAAGAACGAAAAAGAUUUCCCAAAACAUAUUCGAUUUUAUGCAGAUUACACAGCAUUUCUACCUGCAGCCAAGACUGCGAUACCUCCAACAUCAAUGCCAUCAAUUUUUACCAAACUAUCAACACUUACUAAGCUACCAACUGUCACCAAUCCAGCAAUUUCGUCCAAUCAACCCUCAAUGACCAUCAGUGGGCCAUUAAUAUCCACCAAUCGACCACUGAUAUUUAGCGAAUCACAGACAGCCAAUCCACCAUCGUUUACCAAU